Molecule: messenger RNA, 532 nt
Organism: Scaptodrosophila lebanonensis
Lineage: Eukaryota; Metazoa; Arthropoda; Insecta; Diptera; Drosophilidae
Product: dynein light chain roadblock-type 1
Exons: 1
Coding region: 90-401 (103 amino acids)
Biological process (GO): microtubule-based movement
Cellular component (GO): cytoplasmic dynein complex; centrosome; cytoplasm
Molecular function (GO): dynein intermediate chain binding
Source: RefSeq, a predicted model, not a curated record
AUAUAGCAUCUACAACAACACAUUUAAUUCAAUAAAUCGAUCUAUUCUUUUUGGCAUAUUUUCAGUACUCUUCAAACGACUGUCUCAAGAUGAAUAUGGGACGCAUUUUGGAGGAUGUGAUCCGCAAGAACUCGGCCAAUACGGAUCGGAUCACAGCCGAGAACACAAUCGGCUAUGUUGUGGCCGAGAACAGCACAGGAGUUGUGGCCGAGUCCUCGUUCGACAACACCAGUGCUCAAGCGAUUGUGAAACACAUGCAUGGAGUCCUUGUGGCUGCAGCCCAGAGCAUGGUCCGGGACCUGGACCCUCCCAAUAAGCUCUGCUAUAUGCGUGUGGCCACGCGCAAAUUUGAGUAUCUGAUCGCUCCCGAGGAGGUUUUCACCAUAACAGUGCUGCAGUGAUUCGCAACUGUAAAUGAAGUUGGAACGGAGUCCGAAGCUCUGGCCCAAAACCCAAAUAUUGUUCCUCUCCUUGUUGAAACAGUUUUCCUCAAUGCGUGUGCGCAUGUUUGUGUGUGUGUGUGUGUGUGUGU